CGCCAUUUUACUGUGGUGUGUCUGCGGCAGUCAACGGACCCGGACGGGAUCUUUCCUACAUUAUACAGCUUUUGAAUAUUUUGUUUCAACUGAAACGGGUAAUUAACACUGUAAAUGUUGUUACUAAAAUAUUUGUAGUUGUUACAUUGUCGUGAUAAAAUAGGAAACCUAGUUCUUCGGGAAACAGCUGCCAGGUAGCGCGUUUUAGCUAACGUUAACUCAACAACAAGGUGGUUUACUUAGGCCUCUGCUAUGUGGCGUUAGCUCUGAGCACAAACAUCAAGUAGUAGCCAGGUUGGCGAUACAAUUUGACUCACGCUGUUGAUUGUCUACCUGACGUCGGUCUAUUUAAGCCAGCCUACGAUAUCUUCAUAUAUUUUCUGAUCUCCGUUCGGUAACGUUCGUGUCUUUCCGACACUGCAGGGAAUUGUGCGUAACGUUAGUUGGUUCCAGCUAACGUUAACUUUGGGCUACUAAUUUUGAUUAUCGAACAGUAAGUAUCAUUCUUUUCUUGGGUUUUAAGCAUUCAACAUACAUUCAACCAAACAAGGCCUGUCACGUGUGUUAUUUGGUGGCUCUGGUAGACGUUCUUAGCCUGUAACGACCGUUUAACACUCCUGGAGAAGUGUUUGUUGUAACGUUGCUUAUUACGUAACGCUCGUAUCUUUCCUUAUUUCUUUAUUUCAGUGGAAGUGCUAUUAUGUGUGUAGAGUGUAGUUUUCCCUAUUCCCUAAGAUGGAAGCCAGAGUUGUACUUAAGGCUGAUCAUCAGUGUCAAACUAAGGCCCCUAUGUUCAGGAAAAAUGAACAACCCAGGUCUAGACUCUCCAAAUUCAUGACGUUAAUUGUUCCAAAUUCUGGAAUAACGUUAGAUACUUAAAAUGCAUAUCCAUGGCUAAAUAGACUAAAAUCAAUAAGUCUGUCCACCAGCGUGGACCCCCUUCAGAACUGAAUUCUAGAUCUCCCAGAAGUUGUGAUUGGUAGCGUAUCUGUCGCACUAUACCAUUGUGUAAAAACGUCCAACUGUAUGUGUUCUGCUGUCUGUCUCUUAAUAACGUCUUUUCAGUUCCCUGGGGAGUGUUUUUGAUUGCUUUUGUAGGUUUAAAACCCUCCACAUGGCCCUUUUGUGGGAUGCCUGGAUAUGGAUAGCUUGCCCCUCAGAGUACAGUGGCAGAAGAUUUUUUUCUCUCUUCUUCUCAGCUUUGGUGAAAAUCACUAGAGGCUUGAAUAUCCUGCCCAUAUUUUUCUACUGUCAUCACCCAAAUGUUACCAGGUGUGCAAAAUAUCACCAACAAGUCCAAGAAGAAGCUGGGGAUUAUUUUUCCACCUACCAUCCAUCCCCUUUUUGCCACGUCAGUUUGAGAAUUUUUUGGAUCCAUUUUUGGUGCUUUUCUUUCCCCGUUAUGCCCCACUAUUUCCAUCAUUAGUCUCACCAAUUAAUAAAAAAUAAUAGAAAAAAUCUCCAAAGGACUCUUGCAUUCACCAUCAGUAGUGUUUAGCAGUCUGGCUGAGAUACAGAUGUCUCAGAGUCUGAGAAAAGGGAUGUCGUAGGAAGACAAGUGUCUCUGGGCGAUCCAUCCCCCCUUUUCCUCUUGUCUCACGGAUCAAGUGUUCCUUCAGGACUCAUUACCGCCACGAAGUCGCCUACCUGCAGUGUGCUCAAGAGGGAGACCGCUUCUAAGCCACCUCAGAGAACCAGCUGCUUGGUUAAAGGUUGUAACCUGAUCUCUCCACUCAACACCCAGACCAGCAUUACUAUGACCAACCAUGGAGACGACUGCUACUUCUUUUACUAUUCCAAUUGCACCAAAGGAGACACCUGCCCAUUCAGACACUGUGAGGCGGCUAUGGGAAGUGAGAUCGUCUGCAACCUCUGGCAGGAGGGACGGUGCUUCCGUACCGUCUGCAAGUUUCGCCACAUGGAGAUCACGAAAAACAGAAAGGAGAUAUGUUGUUACUGGGAGAACCAGCCUGCUGGCUGCCAGAAGCCUCACUGUGCCUUCUUCCAUGAAAGGCCCCGCUGCAUUGACGGCACCUUUGUCCCCCCGGAUAAAAGUCUGAACAAGACUGAGGAACAGCCACACGAGGAACCAGCCCCCCCGGCCGCUGCCUCUCUUUCCACCGCAACCAACCCACAACUCCGAGGCGUCAAGACAGAAACUCAGGAGCCGGUGCCGAGUCCCACCCACCCACCCGUGGUGAUUAAUCCAGCAGACGAUGACGAGGAUGAAGAUGACCAGUUCUCAGAGGAGGGAGAGGACGGAAAAGUUGGCCUUUCUCCUAGGAAACCACCCAAAUCAGAUGACUCUUUAAGCUUUGGAGUGAGCACCCUGGAGGAGAUUCGGCUGAGAAAGGCCCUGAAAGCCAGCAUGAAGAGAGCGGGUUACCCCAUGCAGAGUCCUGACACCCAAGCCAAUGGAGAGAAAGAAAACAUCCAAUCAUUGUUUGGACCUACCCUCUACCAGGCAGGAGACGCCCCAUUCGAUUUUGAGGAAACUGGUAGACCAAGAGGCAGUUUGGCUGAAAGACUUGGAAGGAAGAUGCCCAACACUGAUGUGAAAUUUGGAGGGGUUGUCCCACUAAAAAGGGGUCUGUCUGGGCGUCUGGGCCGGAUUAUGGAUGAGCCCCUCCAGGCUCCUCAGAAAGCUUUGAAGCCUAUUAAGGACCGACUUGGCUUGGCUGUAUCUGUUGCUCCCACUUCCCCUCAACCAGCUGACACUGACAGGGAGCCAAAGAAAGCUCCCAAGCAGAUUCGCAUCAAAACCUUGGAGGAGAUCAGGCAGGAGAAAGCUGCAAGGUCUCCGUCUCAGGGCCUAAAAGGGAGUCCUUCAGCCGCGAGCCCAGAAAGCAACACAUCCAAAACCACCACCGGUGUCAAGCGAGCCAUCACUAUCAGAGAUGACUCCAUCAACCACACAAAGACCUUCUUGGAGGGCCUUUGUGCCAAGAAGAAAAGGCAAGAGGGACAGGAUCCCAAGCCUAAGAGGAGCCAGGCAGAAACUAACACACCGCAGGAUACAAACGUGGGGCAGCUCAGAGUAAAAACUCUGGAGGAGAUCCGCAGGGAGAAGGCAGCAAAGAUCCAGGCUCGGCAGACCCUGGACUGUGAAAACAAGAAGAGCUCUGAUACCGAGGAGAGCCCUGCAAAGAAACCUCACCUGCUGCAUGUCAAACCCAAUUCCCCAAGCAACGCCACAACAGAGAAGAGUGCUGAAGUGACGGAGAAGCCGAGGAAAGCUGCAGCUGCCCCUGAGACAAGUGCGGCCCCCAGUAACAAUGUCAAGGUCAAGACCUUUGAGGAGAUCAUGUUGGAGAAACGCCUCCGCAAGCAAGAAAUGGAGGACCGGGCCAGAGACUGUGCAGAAGCAGAACCUGCUCAGAAACACGGCAAUGAAGGAACCUUCAGGCGGAAGGCUCCCACUAAAGUCCGUCUGAUGAGCCCAGGCUCUUCAUCACCUUCCUCCACCACUGUGGCCCAUGACGUUACCGUUUCCACCCAGAAGCUCCCCGUUGGUAAACCCAUCUCCCUCAGGCUCAAGGCUGCUUCCUCUCUGAGCACCACGACUCGAGGUGCCAGAGGUGCUGCCGUCAACGCUGCUCCCUCAGUCCCCGUAAAGCAGCCCUCCCCUCCACCGGAGGCCGAGUCAGACUCACAGAGUCCUGGCCGGUCCAGGGAGGUCCCAGACAAAAACACAAGGAGUUCUACUGCUCUGUCACCAUCCAAGCAGGACGGAGCAGCUCCUCGGGGCCCUGCUGCAGAGGGCCGCACUUCUGAUAAGACACUGAACCGUAACCAGAAGACCUCCCCAGAGCACACCGCCGAGGCCAAAGUGAGGCCCAAGCUCAACGUGAAGCCUUCAGUCGUGAAGCCUGCGGUGCAGAUGAAACCCGGUCAGAAGAGAAGGGGAGCAGAGCGCUCUGCUGUCGCUGCUGUAAAACCUCUGAGCAGCACCUCCACGGUGCAGCAGGAGCCAGCAUGCAGAGGCAGACGGGAGUUCCCGUCCGCCAUAGCAGAGGCUCAGCUGAGCGCUGCUGUUCCUCGGAGUCCCAGCACCCCGAUGGACUCGGGCUCCAGCUGCAGCCCCCUGACCGAGGACCUACAGACCGUCCCCGUCUUCAAACAGAGUCAGAGACAAGACACCAAGCAGAGCGCCAUAGUUGCUGCAACCGAGGCCUGCACAGUCCCAGAAAGCCCGGUCACAAAGACACCCACUCAGGCCAAGUCCCGUAGACUGAGCAUAGCAGCGCCCCGCACCGCCUCCACCUCGGCCAUGGAUGACUUUGAGGAACUUAUCAACCAGUUCACCGAGGACCACCUGGAGGGCGAUGUGGACCCCGGCAUCGAAGAGGACGACCUGCUGCAGGAACUAUCAGAGAUGAUUGACAGCUGAGGGGCCCAUCGAGCCCUGCCCCAACUUGUCUCCCACCACAUGGUGGUGGCCAAGUGAAGAAGAAACAAAAAGGUCUUUUAAGCUUUCGUUAAAGCUAUUCGUUUUUACUUUGCGUUUCAGGCAUAUUCUCUCCCUUAGAUUAUCGCUUCAUCAUGAUGUUUAUUUACACUGUCAGACCUUUCGGGUCAGGAGAAAAAGAGAAAGUGGAAAAGAAGCGUUGGUGCUGGGGGAUGAUGAAAGUGUCAUCACUUUAGCAGGAGUCCUUGCCGUCCUAUCCGUGUACUGUGUAUGCAAAGAGAGGAGCCAGCUGAGAACCGAAAUAAUGACGUAUACUUAUAAUAAUGAUCAUCAUGCACUUCCAGCGCCCCCUAACUUCUUAUCUUUUAGAUUUUCUAUAUCUGUGACUGUUGCCCAGUUAGUCCCCACAUUAUGAGUUUUAAUGUAAUAAUGAGCCAGUCAGCGCCUGAGGGGGAGUUCACCCCUCGUGGUGCUGGCGGGAAGGUUCUAUCCGUCAGGUGUAUGCGUCUGACCCAAACUAAUGGAGGGCAGCUUCUGCGCCUUACUGUUUUUAAAAUGUGUAUUUUAGGUUUUUAACCAGUGAGGGAUAAGAAAGUGUGUGUGUGUGUACUCUGGGCUUUGUUAACCUACACCUCAGGUACCUUUCCUAGUGUGAUUUACAAACACUGUUUGAACUCAACAACGCCCCCUCUCUUUUGUGUAAUUGGUAAUGAAUGUGAUCUGAGAAUAGAUCAACUCAUUGUUUCGACUUUAUACGUGUUGGCUGUGUCAUGACCUCUUUUCCCAAGCUUACUGUUUAAAGUCACUUGUACAUAUUACUGUGUAAUAAAAAGUGCUUUUAAUGACCA
Molecule: messenger RNA, 5256 nt
Organism: Pungitius pungitius (ninespine stickleback)
Lineage: Eukaryota; Metazoa; Chordata; Actinopteri; Perciformes; Gasterosteidae
Gene: zc3h11a
Product: zinc finger CCCH-type containing 11A
Exons: 16
Coding region: 1757-4390 (877 amino acids)
Biological process (GO): poly(A)+ mRNA export from nucleus
Molecular function (GO): metal ion binding
Source: RefSeq, a predicted model, not a curated record